UGCGAUCGAACCGGGAAGGAGACCCUGUCCUUCUGCAGCCAUGGCGAGCGGAGCGGUAUGGUGAGAGCUCCCCCCAAUUUGGAGAAUGGUAUUGGCUACCUGGCUUAGGUCAGACGGGCGGCGGACUCUUCCAUUAUGGGUUGUGGGGGGGUUGUAACGUUUUAAGAUGACUUUUUCCUUGCAUAGCCGGCUUUCUACCGGAGCUGGGAAAGUGAAUCUCUCCCAUACAGGCGCCUUGCGUUGUGUUACAACUGCUUCCCCUGCCAUAAUUGAUGCGCACCCGGCGGGUUUGCUGACAAGGGUAGUAGCAAAAGUGCAAGGUGUGCAAAACACACGCACCAGCCGGUUUCGCGUGUGCAAGCCCUCUCGCCCCCGUCUCCUAGAAAGCCGAGCUCGGUGCAUGCUAAUCAGGAAAUAGAUGCACUUUCGGAGGCUGAUGGUGGGAUCCUGCGUGACGCUGGACUGCUGUAUGAACAGCACAACCUCUCUGGCGACAACCCAAGCCCAUUUCCAACAUGGCGUUUCAGAGGAUGGAGGGCAUGUCCAUUAUCCGGGCUUUGGCCAUGACCGUUGCGGAGAUCCCCGUCUUCCUUUACACCACGUUUGGACAGUCGGCCUUCUCUGCGUUGAGGGUCACCCCCGGUCUACGGAAAGUGCUCUUUGCCACGGCUCUCGGGACGGUGGCUUUGGCCUUGACGGCGCACCAGUUAAAGCGGCGGCGGCGACGGAAGAAACAGAUCGCUCCAGAGAAGUCCAGCGCCAAGCCUCUGGUGGCUCCAGUGCCCAUCUUGCCCACCUGCCGGGUUUCCUCCGUGAAGAAAGGUUAUUCCGGCCGUCGACUGCAAAGCCCCAGCAGCAAAAGCAAUGACACCCUCAGUGGGAUCUCCUCCCUGGAACCCAGCAAGCAUUCCAGCUCUUCGCACAGCCUGGCCUCCAUGGCAGUUGUGAAUUCUCCCAGCCCCACCCCUGCUGCUGCACCCCCCUGGGAAGCCCACAUGGGAGGAGAAGACCCUGGUGCUGCUGGAGACUGCAGUGCAGAAAACCUCUAUUUUCAAGGCAUGGAGCUGUUUGAAGAGGCCCUGCAGAAGUGGGAGCAGGCCCUGACCGCCCGUCAGAAGGACCCCUACAGCCUCUCUGCCUCUUGGGUUGUCCCCAAAGAGGAAGAGCUGCUGCCUGAAGAUCUCUGUGAGGAAUCUCAGAAAAAAGAAUUUGCAGACAAGCUGGAAUUGCUCCUGUACCGGGCGUAUAACCUGCAGGAGGAGUUUGGAUCCAGUCUGUCGGCUGAUAACAUGUUGCUCGAUUUAGAGCAAACUCUGAUGUUCCCGCUGACCGAAGAGUCUCUAAGGCGUCAACAAGAUGAUGAGGAAGAUAGUGUGACCUCUGAGGAAUCCUUUUUCUCUGCCGCGGAGAUCUUUGACUCCCUGGAAAUGGAGAAGACGCCAUACCAGCCUUCUAGGCCAGCGGUUGCCUAUCAGGAAGCAUUGCAGCUGGUGAAGGAUGGGUUGGUUUUAUGCAGGACCUUUCGUACAGAGCUUUUGGGGUGCUGCAGUGAUGAUGAUUUCCUGGCAAAGCUUCACUGCAUCAGACAAGCUUUUAAGGAGCUCUUGAUGGUGGACAACAACCAGACGUUUUUUGGGGAGGUGGGUAAACGGAUGGUGAUGGGGCUGAUGACCAAGGCUGAGAAGAACACAAAGGGUUUCCUUGAAAGCUACGGUGAGAUGCUGCACUACACACGGAGACAGGAGACUUGGCCAACUACGCAGAAGGAACUGGAAGGGCGAGGGGUGGUUUGCAUGAAUUUCUUCGAUGUCGCCUUGGAUUUCAUCCUCAUGGAUGCUUUCGAAGAUCUGGAGAACCCGCCGUCCUCAGUUGUGGCCAUCCUGCAUAACCGCUGGCUCUCGGACAGCUUCAAGGAGACGGCUCUCGCCACCGCUUGCUGGUCAGUUUUGAAGGCAAAGAGGCGGCUCCUGAUGGUUCCGGAUGGUUUUAUUUCUCAUUUUUACUCCGUAUCGGAGCACGUCAGCCCUGUCCUGGCUUUUGGCUUCCUGGGGCCCAAACAACAGCUUUUUGAAGUCUGCAGCUUUUUCAAACACCAGAUUUUGCAAUAUCUGAAAGACAUGUUUGACCUGGACAUUGUAAGGUAUACAACAGUGAACUUAUUAGCCGAAGACAUCCUUCAGCUCUCACGCCGCCGCAGUGACAUCCUGCUCAGCUACUUGGGAGUGGAGACCAUUCCAGAGAUCAAUGGGACUCUGCAAAAUGAUGAUGUUUCCUCCAGUAGCUUCAACUAAACCUCCUUGUUCAGACAAGACAGUUUGGAGCUUAUGAAUGGGUUUGUUUUCUCCUUUUUUGAGAGGAGACUGGCUUCUGUAGUUCGGAGGCUGAAGAUGGACGGCAGCAAAACAUUCUCUAUUUGAAUUGUCUAACUUAAAAGCAAUUUUGAAUGGCGGUUCUCCACCUUGGCAACUUUUAAGAGAGGUGGGCUUCAACUCCCAGAAUUCUUCAGAAUUCCCCAGCCAGAACAGAGAGUUCUGGGAUUUGGUCCACCCAUCUUAAAAUCACCAUGAUUGAAAAACACCGAUUUAAAGGCUGUUUAACAGCCCCAGAUGUGUCCAGCGUUAUCCAGGCGGGAAGGUUUUGCCAGUCAGCCAUGCCUGUUUCUAGUUAUUUAAUACUUGCAUAAAUUGUGGCUGAGCCCCUGUCUAAUAUUCCUGUUGUGAGAUUGGUGCACAAGGACACUUUAUUCCCUGUGAAAUUUGAAAAGAAAGACAAGUGGGGGAGACCUGUAGGGACCUUUUGCUCCUUUGAUUUGGAAAAUUCUGAUUUAAUUUUUUUUUAACUGAAUUUAUUUUAUUGUUGUCUAUAUCGGCAUUCUUCAACCUUGGCCACUUGAAGAUGGGUGGACUUCAACUCCCAGAAUUCCCCAGCUAGCAUUGCUCUAAGAUGUCUAGACUUCAACUUCUGGAAUGCUCUAAUCAGCAUGCUGGCUGGAGCAUUCUGGGAACUGAAGUCCACCUAUCUUCAAGUGAAAAACACUGGUCUGUAUGUACAGACAAACUUUUAAUAACCUUUCUUUAAAGAUUCUCGCAUGUAUGAUGGUCUCAGAUGGAAGACCCUCUGUGAAGGAGAUGGAUGAGGAAGGAACGAAGGAAGGGAAGGGAAAGGAAAGGAAAGUAAAGUAAAGGAAAGGAAAGGA
Notechis scutatus (mainland tiger snake) is the source of this 3196-nucleotide messenger RNA. It is a transcript of the gene MIGA2, whose product is annotated as mitoguardin 2. Gene Ontology annotation, biological process: mitochondrial fusion. The record is from RefSeq and is a predicted model, not a curated record. Lineage: Eukaryota; Metazoa; Chordata; Lepidosauria; Squamata; Elapidae.